This is a messenger RNA of Volvox carteri f. nagariensis, 1284 nucleotides long. RefSeq lists its product as uncharacterized. Lineage: Eukaryota; Viridiplantae; Chlorophyta; Chlorophyceae; Chlamydomonadales; Volvocaceae. Bases 1 to 1284 code for a protein of 427 amino acids. The record is from RefSeq and is a predicted model, not a curated record. The transcript has 9 exons.
AUGAAAGGCCUGAGAGCCAGUAGCCAGCGCAGGCGCGGCACGUGUACCGCGCCGCCAACCCUUCCCAUCCUCCUCCUAGCGCUCCUCGCGCUCCUCGCGGGUGACAUGAGAGCCGCCGCAGCCCCAGCUCGUGAGGACCCGCUCAAGACGUCCGCCGAUGCGGCUGAUGUCGACACCACCCCCGAGACAGCUCCAAGGCCGCUGCUGCCCAAGCCUGCCGCAGCCGCCAUGCUGCCCAAGGCUGCGCCUGCCAGAGUGCUGCUGCCCACGGGCAAUGGCCCAGAUAGUGCUACUGCCAGUCCUAUUGCCACCACUACAGCUCCGAGGGCAACUCCGAAGGUUGCGGCCGUGGCCAAACGAGCUCUCCUGCCAAAGACAGUCACUGCCGACCCAGGCGCGGCCACCGCUCUCGGCGCCCUGCGACAGACCUUGCUACACAGUGGCCGAUUACUGGCCGUACAAGACAUGCCGGGCGGAGUGCAGUACCGAAGUAUGCAAGCGAGGUAUGGUGAUGACAUCAGCUGCCGUGGCAGUGAGACUGUGCGUUGGGGCGUUUGGGGCAGUCAGGAGAUUUGUUGUGCCGCGGGUGCCGCAUUUCCGGACGGCUGCAGCGUUCGGCCCAAGGAAUGCUGGGUGGCGGAGAGCCCCUCCAGCCGCUCUUGCUGGAAGGACAACCGGCGGUGCCUCCAGGGAUACGGCGUUUUCCCUUCUGAGGAGGUCUGCUGCUCGCCGGGUGCCGCCUUUCCUGACGGCUGCUUGCCGCCCGAGACCACCUCCGCCAGCAACAGCUGCUGGGUGGUGGACACCUAUUUCCCUGCCCGCCUCUGCCGCAACUCAACCAGCCUUUGCGCGCCUCGUGCGGGGGCGCAGUCCUGGGCCACGAAGGAAGCUUGCUGCGCUAAGGGCGGUGCUUUCCCUGAGGGAUGUAGUCCUGCACCGCCCCCCACUCCGUGCUUCAUGGUGGGAAGCUACUGGCCCGCUCGCACGUGCGUCGCGUCCGAUGACAUCGCGGUGUGCAACAGAGGCUGGGGCGUGUACGCCAGUGAGGAGGUCUGCUGCGCCCCCAACGUGGCCUUUCCGGAGGGCUGCUCUGCACCGCCCAGUGGCACCGAGGCCGGCGGCAGCAGUAGCAGCGGCAGCAGCAGCAGCAGCAGCGGCAGUACGCCACCUGCCGCGGGAGCCGGGGCGACGGCCAGGGCCCCGCUGCCGACUAAGGUAGUCCGGCUGGCACCGGCGCCAUCGGUGGCUGCCCCGCAGGCUGCGGGCCUAAACGACCUCAAGUAG